AAACAGGUUUUGACCAAACAAAAAUUUUAAGAUCGCUGCACAGAGGAACUGAACUGAACUAAACUCGCACUGAAGAAAUCGCGCCCAGCUUUCCGCUUCUGUAAUAAUUGACAUUCGCCGAGCAGGGCGGUGGGCCGCCGCCCGAGUAACCAAGGAUUCCGUACACCACUCUGUCACGCACGUAAAGAUUAGCCAUCGCUUUAUGCUGUGUGCCGUAUACAAAAGUUAGAACUGCUCUACUGCGAAAAAAUCCGCCACAAACUCAGCCUUGACGCCGGCAAGUUUCCCGGCAGUUUUUUCAAACUUCAACAGUUAUGGAAGAUAAGCUUCUGGGUUCCUUUUUUGGUCUUGAAAAGCUAGAAAUUAAUUGAAAUAACGUGAAUUCUUUGUUGAUUUUAGGUUUUGGGAAUGGGGUUAGUGGGACUCGUGGUUUUGAUGUAAUGAUGGUGUGUCUCAAUGGCAUUAACAUUGGCAAGAAAGAGAUUGGUGCAAUCCUGGUUUCUGAUGAGUUGUUCUCUGGGAUUAAUUUCGACGAAACUGGUGCUUGUUAACAAUGGGUGUGGAAGGUCUCUAGCAUUGACUGGAUUGUGUAAAUAUGUUUGGAGUGCCCGAUGCUUUUGCGCUGGUAGUGUUGUGCCUGAAAAAUUAUGUUGGGAAGGUACAUCUCGAGAAGUUUUACUGAGAAAACUUGAAUUAACACUGAAGAGUCAUAAAGUUGAUGAAGCUUGGGAAACUUUUGAUAACUUAAAGAGAUUGCAUGGUUUUCCUGAGAAUUCACUUGUUAAUAAGUUUGUUGCCGAGUUGUCUUACUCAUCUGAGUCACAGUGGUUAAAAAAAGCUUGUGUUUUGGUUUUUAAAAUCUUGAAAGAGAAACCGAAUUUGCUUCAGCUUGACGUCCUAGCAAAGCUGACUCUCUCUCUGGCAAGAGCUCAGAUGCCUAUCCCUGCCUCGAUGAUUCUUAGACUGAUUUUGGAGAAUAAAAAUCUACCAGCUAUGAAUGUGUUGCAGUUGGUUUUUCUGCAUAUGGUGAAGACUGAAAUUGGGACAUGUAUUGCAUCAAAUCUCUUGAUUCAGAUGUGUGAUUGUUUCCUACUUUUAAGUGCUGAAAGAAGUAAUUAUGCAAAGUUGAUCAAACCUGAUACAAUGAUCUUUAACCUUGUGUUGGAUGCUUGUGUGAAAUUUGGAUCAUCUCUUAAAGGCCAACAUAUUAUGGAACUUAUGUCACAGACUGGGGUCAUUGCUGAUGCUCACACAAUUGUUAUUAUUGCCCAGAUUCACAAAAUGAAUGGUCAGAGGGAUGAGCUGAAAAAAUUCAAAGACUACAUUGAUAGAGUAUCAUUUCCAUUUCUGCAGCAUUACAGGCAGUUUUAUGAUUGUCUUUUGAGUUUGUAUUUUAAGUUUGAUGAUAUCGAUGCAGCUUCUGAGCUUGUAUUUGAUAUGAAUAGAUAUCGAAACUCUCUUCCGGAUCAAAAAAUUAUGAAAGGCUUUCAAAAACCUUGCCUUGUUCCAAUAGGUUCUCCCAACCUGAGGAAUGGAUUGAAGAUACAGAUUAUGCCUGAGCUACUAGAGAAGGAUUCCAUCCUCAAAAUAGAAGGUCACCAGGAGCUCGUUCUCUUCAGAAAUGGGAAACUUCUCCUUAGUAACCGGGCUCUAGCCAAGCUCAUUAAUGGUUACAAGAAGUAUGGGAAGAUUAGUGAGUUUUCAAAGCUCUUGUUAAGCAUUCAGAAGGAAAAUAAUUCAUUGGAGGGAUUUACUCUGUGUUCCGAUGUGAUUGGUGCUUUUAUUCAAAUAGGUUUGCCAGAGACUGCUCACGACAUCUUGGAUGACAUGAAAUCAGCUGGUUAUCCGAUGGGUUCUACAACAUACAUAUCACUCCUAAGAGCUUAUUACAAGUUAAAAAUGUUUAGGGAGGCAGAGGCACUAUCUACCCAAAUGAAGGCGGCUGGUUUGGCUGUAAACUUUUCUGAUGAAGGGGCCAUCUCAAGCACAAAUCCAUCAGUAGGUAGAUCACGUCUAGCUCAGUCUUUAGUUCGAGAAAUGAGGGAGAAGGAAAAGGCAGUUCCUUGUAUGGUUUAUGAACUCAAUUCUUCUAUCUUCUUUUUCUGCAAGGGCAAAAUGAUAGACGAUGUUUUGAAGAUAUACCGAAGAAUGCAGGAAAUGAAAAUCCAACCGACAGUAGAGACAUUUGCUUAUUUAGCUUAUGGAUACUCUUCUUUGGAAAUGUAUCGUGAUAUUACAAUCUUGUGGGGUGACAUUAAAAGGAACAUGGCAACUGGCUCUUUAGCAUUGAACAGUGAUCUCCUCGAGAUUCUGCUGCUUAACUUUCUUCAAGGUGGUUACUUUGAGAGAGUGAUGGAGGUCAUAGAUUACAUGAAAGAGCAUAACAUGUUCAUAGACAAGUGGAUGUAUAAAAGCGAGUUCUUAAAGCACCAUAAGAAUCUUUAUCAGAGCUUCAAGGCGUCAAGCGCCCGAACUGAAGCUCAGAGCAAGAGGUUUGAAUAUGUCAAGACAUUCCGGAAAUUCAUUGGCAUCAGUUGAAAUUCAGCCAGAAGUUCAUGGCAUUGCUUCCGGAGAUCGAUUUGUAUUAUGGGGUGUAAAAACUGCCUGAGCUUUAAGAAUGGUGAAAGCCAUUGAGCUCUGUGUAAUCACAGAAUUAUGGUAUCAUAUUCUAUUUCAAUUUAAUGAAGGCGGCAAAGAGCCAAUUAUUCCUA
Messenger RNA from Mangifera indica (mango), 2711 nucleotides. RefSeq names its product pentatricopeptide repeat-containing protein At4g17616. The coding region runs from base 457 to 2538 and encodes 693 amino acids. The transcript is spliced from 2 exons. NCBI's taxonomy places the organism in Eukaryota, Viridiplantae, Streptophyta, Magnoliopsida, Sapindales, Anacardiaceae. Gene Ontology annotation, molecular function: protein binding. The record is from RefSeq and is a predicted model, not a curated record.